Molecule: messenger RNA, 3197 nt
Organism: Leptopilina heterotoma
Lineage: Eukaryota; Metazoa; Arthropoda; Insecta; Hymenoptera; Figitidae
Gene: Rab3
Product: ras-related protein Rab-3
Exons: 4
Coding region: 289-957 (222 amino acids)
Biological process (GO): protein secretion; protein localization to plasma membrane; regulation of exocytosis
Cellular component (GO): plasma membrane; endosome; synaptic vesicle
Molecular function (GO): GTP binding; GTPase activity
Source: RefSeq, a predicted model, not a curated record
UUUAGCUAUAAGCGGGGACUACAGUGGCGCGAGGCAUUUUCCGAGGCCAGUUCAGUCUCUCCUUUAUUGUCGUGACUCAAAAGAAAAAGACAAAAAAAAAAGAACGAAAAAAAAUAAAACAAAACUCCCCGCCAAUCCCCCCCCUUUCAUUUUUAAUUAACAAUUUAUAAAAAUAAUUUCUUCAAACUUAAUACGUGAUUAUUUAAGAAAGUGCAAUUUGAUAUUUAAAAGACAAGUGUCAAACGUGCAGCUGGUUCGGUUGUCGUCCGUGGAAUUUCUUCGCUAGAGAUGGCGGGGCAAGAUCCAAAAUGGCAGAAGGACGCGUCGGACCAAAAUUUCGAUUAUAUGUUCAAAUUACUGAUAAUUGGUAAUUCGUCAGUUGGUAAAACGUCAUUUCUCUUUCGUUAUGCCGACGAUUCAUUCACCUCGGCCUUCGUUUCCACGGUUGGAAUUGACUUCAAAGUGAAAACUGUCUUCAGGAAUGACAAAAGGGUUAAGCUACAAAUCUGGGAUACGGCGGGACAGGAGAGAUAUCGAACCAUAACGACGGCCUACUAUAGAGGCGCAAUGGGCUUUAUUUUAAUGUACGAUAUCACUAAUGAAGAUUCGUUCAACUCAGUACAAGACUGGUUAACGCAAAUAAAAACGUACUCGUGGGGUAAUGCCCAGGUUAUAUUGGUAGGCAACAAGUGCGAUAUGGAGGACGAGAGAGUUAUCAGUUUCGAGAGAGGCAAACAACUUGCCGAACAACUUGGAGUUCAAUUUUUCGAAACUUCCGCUAAGGAAAAUGUUAAUGUUAAGGCGGUAUUCGAGCAAUUGGUGGAUAUAAUAUGUGACAAAAUGAGUGAAUCACUUGACAAUGAUCCAACACUAAUGGCAGGUGGUGCAGGUCCUGCAAAGGGACAACGACUCACGGAUCAACCAGUAAACCCCAAGGACACAAAUUGCAAUUGCUAAAGUACGAGGCACGCUUUCAUUUGGCGUGCUUUUUGAGAUGCUGGGUCCUAGCUAGUUCACCUUCUUCGUCGUUCCUUCGUUCUUCAUUAUUAAUUACUUAAUUACUUAAGUUUUCGUUCGUAUUAUUUUUGUGGCUGUUGCGAUCAUUUUUAAGACGGUUGCCCGAGCUUGACCGUCGCAAAAGAGAUGGCCAACCAAACCAACAAAAAAAAAUAAUUAUAUAAUAAACCCCUUAAGUUCGCGGGCGAACAUUGUCGAACGGUUUUAACCACGAUGCGCCUCUCUUUAAAAAUCUAAUUCAUUUAUUUAUUUUUUCGUUUAUUUUUGCAAACACAACACGACGUUGACAUGCACAACUACCCAUUAAGUCGGUAGCCACUUGAAAAAAAUGAGAAAAAAAACCAAAGCUCGGGCAUCCGAAAAUGAUGUUAAAUAGGAUUAUGUGCCGGCUGAAGUAAUAAGGAGGACGACGAAAAUGCUCUUUUCGUCUCCGUACAUUUAAAAAAAAAAAGUGCGAUGUCAAAGUCUUCUUAUUCACCCCCCUUUCUUUAUAUAUACCGUACUCCACGCUCUUGAUAAUAAAUUUACAGAAAAAUAUCUAUUUUUCUCAUCACGAGCGUUUUCCACAUAGAAAAAAAACUCAUAGAUUAAUGAAACUUUCCCUUAUUUAAAAAUAAUCAAGUGACUCAAAGAGUAGUCAUAUUUUUUCACUUCCCUAAUUCGAUAAACAUUUAAAUAUUUCAAGCGUACAAGAAAUAUUUGAUAUUCUUAAAUAAAAUAUUCAUUGUCAAAAUGUACAAUUAGAAUUUUCAAAAAGAGAACAAAAAAAAGAAUGACUUUAUUUAUAUUACAAAUUACAAAUUACAAAUUAUAAAUAAAAAAUAAAAAAUAAAAAAAUGCAAAUAAUUUAGUUGUGAAAAGAAAACGAAAGUGUAAUUAAAAUUGUAUUUAAAUUUAAAAAUAUGAAAAUGAAGAAUCAUUUUAGAAAAAUAUUUCAAAUGCGCUAAAUAGAUGAGUGUAAAUAAUUGCUCGUCAUGUUUUAGAGCUGUAUAUGCCAAAAAGAAGAAAAGAAAAGAAAAACGAUAAUACAAAAACGAAUAUCAUCGUAAAAAAAGAAAAUAUCACGUGAUAUUUAUAUAGUAGACAAAUUUUCAAACUGAAUCUAAAAUCUAUUUCCUGUUGAACAAUGUUUCAAAAAUAGGAAAAUGAGAGAAAUGGAGAAAAACUAGUUUCUAACCAACUAAAAGAAAAAAAAGUAUAAAUACUGUCGACGGUUGUUAAAGUAUACAUUUACCAAAAAAAAGGAAAACCAAAAACAGUUAUUUAUUUAUUUCACAGCUUUUUCUUUACGGGUAAAAAUUUACUCUAGUAUCAAAGGUUUCUCAAACAGUAAUUUAGAAAUUCAAAUUUUAGAAACAAUUUUCCGUUAUAGUUUAGAAAUAAAAUUGUUAAUUAAAUUACAAUUAAAUUGAUUAAAAUUAAUUGAAACUAAAUUAAUUGAAUUUUUAAUAAUUGAAAUUAAAUUAACGAAUGUAUUAUUCCUAAAGAAAAACAUGUUUAAUGACAAUCAGUUCUGAAAGUCAUUGCAGUACUUUAUAACAAAUUCCAUUAUUAUUAAUAUUUUUAUCAUUAUAUUAUUUUAUUAAAUAUAAUAAAUUAUGUGUUCUUAUUGAAAAUACGUAUUCGCUAAUAUUUUUAAUUCUCAGAGAAAAUAAAUCAAUUAGAUAAGUUGUUCAAGUUCAUCAAAUAGAAUUUAACAGUUAACGAAAAAAAAAAUUAAUCAUUGGAAAUUUUAAGAAACGUAGAGUAUAGAUGUGUUGAUUAUAAACAAUAAAUUGUGAAUAAAAUUUAUUUUAUACACAUUUGCAUAGUGGGAAAAAAAUGGUUAAUGUAUAUUAUUUCUAAGAGUUCAAUUAAAAAAUACGCACUCGGUAAAAUUUUUGAAAACAAUCUACAUUUUAGAGAAUUUAACCAGAAAACCUCUAUAUUUCCAAGUACACAGUUAAAAUUUAAUUAAUCUCAUUUUCAAUUUCAAAUCGUUAAAAGAAUUUCUUUCUUUAAUAAACGAACAACAUUUAAUUACAUUUAGAAAAUUUUCCAUUAAGAGAAAAAUGUUCCAAACAGUUGUUAUUUUAUUCUCUAAAUCUGAAUUUGUAAAAAUUGAAAUACGAAUCAUUAGUAAAAAUAUUCACUAAUUUUUUAAAAUAUUUUUUUAUAUUAGGCACUAUUUUGCUUUGUAG